This is a messenger RNA of Xylaria bambusicola, 363 nucleotides long. RefSeq lists its product as uncharacterized. The record is from RefSeq and is a predicted model, not a curated record. Lineage: Eukaryota; Fungi; Ascomycota; Sordariomycetes; Xylariales; Xylariaceae. The coding region runs from base 1 to 363 and encodes 120 amino acids. The transcript is spliced from 4 exons.
AUGUCGGGACCUAAUACAGGAACUGCCUCGAUCUAUGAGGACGGUGACGAACACAACUAUUCUCGGGAAGCUAUUCGCGGCGAGCAGAGACACCACUUACAGAAUGUUGAGGGAUACAUGCGAAAGGACCAAAACAGAGGAAUGAACGACAUGCUUAGCGAAGAUACCCAAGCCCAAAUAAACGAGCGAUACAAAACAGAUCCGCUAUACCACGCCACCAUGCAUGGCAACAAGCCGUCCCGAGGCGCCCAGCAGGACGCUGAGAUCCAGGCUGAGGAGGCCGAGAUGCUCAGGAAAAAGCAGGAGAAAACAGACAGCAUGCCGGGCAAGAAGUUCGAGCACAAGUCCUCAAGGGAGCACUAG